ACGUGAAUCUUGUCCAGAUCGAGGCUCCCGACUUAGCGCAGCGCCUCUAAUGACAUGCGCUCGAACGGAAGCUCGGUUACGGAGUACAUUCAACUGAUUGCCGAAUGAUUCAGGGUAACCAGCCUUUCAUCUCGAUGAGAGAUAGUAUUUCAAUACUUCAAGAGUCGGAUAUGUCGGCAGUGUUGGUUGCUGGAUGAAUUGCUUUACUUCGACCUGAUCGUCGGUUGGAGUUGCUUUUGACUGCUUUUACCCGGGAGCGAUUGGAAGGAAAUACAGUGAUAACCCGGACGGAUAAUGUGAACGAAUCUGUCGUCGAAUGCAAGGGUAUCUCGGGACGUCGGCAGAUCGAAGCAGGGAUACUUUGGAGACAGCCUUCACCGUGGUGAACAUCUCGGUGAAGAAACAAGGAUCUGGUCUCGUGACCAUUCCGGCUGUGGCUUCGAUCGCCGUUGUCGGGCGGCCCGGGCAUUAGAUAAUCCCUGCCACCUCAGUCGGCGAUUGUGGGGAACGGAAUCUGCGGGCUUGGAUGAUCCGCAUGCUCAUUCGCUGCUCGUGAUACGCCACUUAAUCAUCCAUCUUUUGUAGCUAUGGUUUCCUGCUCUAACAUGCUCAGUACGCGAUAUCCAAAACCUCAUAGUUCGUGGUGCUGAAUAUGAUUUCAAUGUCUCUGGGCUUAUGCCAUUCAACAAAGUCGUCAUGCCGCUGAGCAAACCUGCCAUUUCUCUCAAUUCCUGCAAUGCCUUUCCCGUCGUGUCGAGUAUACCGCCUAUCCGGUCUAUAACGUCAUCUAGAGGGGUCCGAUUUAGGCACGCACCAGCAACGACUUUCUCAAUAGACGGGUAUAGGCAAUAUGCUAGAGUAAGCAGUAACCGAAGAGGCAGUUUCAGUCAUAAUGAAGUACCUGAGUGGCCCAAAACUUCGUAUCCUUCUCCCUACGAGAUCUUCGCUAUGAAGAGUGACGCUCCAUAUACCAAGCAUCGAUUCUAUCAACUUGUCAAAGUCUACCACCCCGACCGACACAACCAUGCUCCCAAUACCGACAACAUAACACACAAGACUCGCUUAGAACGGUAUCGCCUCAUUGUUGCUGCCAACGACCUCCUUAGCGAUCCCUCUAAACGUCAGCUCUAUGAUGUUCAUGGUGUAGGAUGGACUGGUGGUCGCCCUCAGACACUCAACGAAACUGUCCGCAAUGCUGAUCGUGCCUGGCGUCACAGGGCCGGAUCUGCAGCACAUAAUGCUACGUGGGAAGAUUGGGAACGAUGGUACGAUGCCCGUGAUGGCAGAGUCAAGGAUCCUUUAUACAUGUCUAAUGGCCUUUUUGCCACUCUUGUCGUUGCUAUGUGCAUGAUAGGCGCUUUUGCUCAGAUGAGUAGAGCAGAUCAGUACGGCGCCGAUCUUGUGGAAAUGAAGAACCAGUCCAACCUUGCCAUUGGGCAGCAGGUUGCCCGUCGUAAUACAAUUGCGGCGGGUAGGUCCAAGGAUGAAAGAGUUGAUAUGUUUUUGAAGGACAGAGAGAACUUGAAUUAUGCUUUCCAGCCUGGAAAGUACGACAACGAAGUGCCGCAGGUAUCUCAAGGCCAUGAUCCUCGUCAUGAACAUAAUGGAAAGGCGUGAAAGGAGCGGGAGUGGGCUUAGAGGAUGAGGCAACCUGGGGUUGGUGAGAACAUACUUUGCUUGGCUGCGGCCCUCUUCUUUCGUUCUGUUUUGGAGCAUUGCCGUGUGUCAGCACGCAAGGAGUCUGGAGUCUUUCGAUAUUGGUCACCAGCUUACAAAUGAUUUUCUUGCAGAAAUUUUGCAGUGUGAAAGAGGUCUUGCCAAAGAAAUAACGCCAGUGAUUCAAAAUUAACAUCUAACUUGCUACUCUCGAUUACAUCAUACCGACUACCAUAUACCAUCCCCGUGGUCUUGGCUAUACCAAAUGUGAAACGUCGAAACAUGAGUCAAAGUUGAGACAGCUUUGAUUGAUCUCAAGCAUAAUUAAAUUGCAUUGGCCUUCCCCUGUCCUAUCUAGAGCAUAACUAAAUAGCUAAUUAACUUCAAAAUUGACCCUUUGGGACCCAUCUCCUAUCUUUAAGCGACAAAGCCGUAGCACAAAAUCUCGUCGUCUCACUCUCAUUCAGAAACACCGAAAUUAACCCAGCCCCUAUUAGGCAAAAGGUGUCUCCGAGAAUCAAGGCUCAAAGUCUUUAUUAGAACG
This is a messenger RNA of Fusarium verticillioides 7600, 2200 nucleotides long. RefSeq lists its product as hypothetical. The transcript is spliced from 2 exons. The coding region runs from base 676 to 1617 and encodes 313 amino acids. Lineage: Eukaryota; Fungi; Ascomycota; Sordariomycetes; Hypocreales; Nectriaceae. The record is from RefSeq and is a predicted model, not a curated record.